This is a messenger RNA of Acanthosepion pharaonis, 1083 nucleotides long. Lineage: Eukaryota; Metazoa; Mollusca; Cephalopoda; Sepiida; Sepiidae. The record is from the annotation of a GenBank genome assembly.
AUGAAGACGGCGUCUGCUGUUGGGGGAGAGAAAGCCAACCGCCUUUUUUACGUCCGAGACGGAAGUUCUGACGAAUUAUUUCUGGUCGACACAGGCCCCCAAAAGAAACCAGUAACCCACUAUGAAUUUUGGGGAGACAAAACCAGCAGAGACAGGCACUGUCCCAACAGAACAAAAGUGCUUGAGAUUGACCUGGGGAGACUACACCAACAUCGGAGAAAUAUAGAAAAGUAUGCUCGCUUGGACGACUUGUACAGUUUAAACAAGGAACAAGUUAAUGCUGGUCGUACAGUACAGCAGAUAAAGGCUAAUAUACGUGAGCUGGAAAAAGCGCGUGGGCGAAUAAUUGAUGAAGACUUGCCUAAAUUUGAUGACAAGCUCAAGCAUGUCAAAGCAAAAGCAAUAGCAGCAAUUACAGAAUAUAUUGGAGAUGACCAUACUGCUGAAGAUGACGAGUCUGAUGCUGAAGUCUGUGAUAAUAUGUUGCCGUCCAACCUACCUCUCCAGCGUCGACAAAGUGAUCAAGGUGACUACUUGUGUGAGGAACUUGUCCCCCACAGUCUGCCUGUUCAGUUGGAACGUGGCAGUUACAUACCCCAACUGCAAGUCUAUAAUGUCCCUGAGGAUUCACAGGCAGCUCAAUCCUGGCAAAACCUCAAAGAGAAUCUUGUGGACCUUAAUCAUAUGGUGUAUGAAUUUUCUUCUUUAGUUGAGCAACAACAAGAAAAAUUGGAUAACAUUGAAGAAAAUCUUGAAAAAGCCCAUGGAAAUGUUCAAAGUGGAGUAAAAAAUCUUUCUAAGGGGGCUAAGUUAAAAACAGCAAUCAUCCCCCUUGCUGGAGCUUUGGUUGGUGGUAUAGUGGGAGGACCUCUUGGAUUUGUGGCUGGUGCUAAGCUUGGAGGAGUGGCUGCUGCUGUGGGAGGUGGAGUUAUAGGUUUUGUUGGUGGCAAAGUAUUUAAGAGACAUCGGCAGCAAGCAGCUGAAAUUGAACUUAGCAACCUGAGUAAAAAGGGUUCAGUAUCACUACCUGAUUUGACAAGCACAGAGGAAGCUCCAUCCAACACAGGAAACAAAGAUGCCUGA